This is a messenger RNA of Syngnathus acus (greater pipefish), 848 nucleotides long. It is a transcript of the gene ssr3, whose product is annotated as signal sequence receptor, gamma. Lineage: Eukaryota; Metazoa; Chordata; Actinopteri; Syngnathiformes; Syngnathidae. Gene Ontology annotation, biological process: SRP-dependent cotranslational protein targeting to membrane. The transcript has 5 exons. The coding region runs from base 108 to 665 and encodes 185 amino acids. Gene Ontology annotation, cellular component: endoplasmic reticulum; membrane. The record is from RefSeq and is a predicted model, not a curated record.
CCGGAUUAAUGCUGACGCGUCCCUCUUGAGCUCUCCUAGCGACGUGUCAGUCCUCUUGUGCCUGCAGCCGAGCAGUCAGCUAGGAAGCUCAAUCACUCCUCACAGUUAUGGCGCCUAAAGUCAACAAUAAACAGCAGUCAGAGGAAGAUCUUCUUCUCCAGGACUUCAGUAGAAACCUGUCGACAAAGUCCACCGCGCUCUUCUACGCAAAUGCUUUCAUUGUUUCUGCAAUCCCCAUUUGGUUGUUCUGGAGGAUUUGGCACAUGGAUCUUGUCCAGUCUGCAUUCUUGUACACUGUGAUGACUCUGGCCAGCACCUACCUUGUGGCUUUUGCCUACAAGAACGUCAAGUUUGUUCUCAAGCACAAAGUUGCUCAGAAACGCGAGGAUGCCGUUUCCAGGGAGGUCACCAGGAAGCUUUCCGAGGCUGACAAUCGCAAGAUGUCCCGCAAGGAGAAAGAUGAGAGGAUUCUUUGGAAGAAGAAUGAGGUAGCCGACUACGAGGCCACCACCUUCUCCAUCUUCUACAACAACACCCUCUUCCUGGUGCUUGUCAUCGUGGCAUCCUUCUUCCUGCUCAAGAACUUCAACCCUGCCGUCAACUACAUCUUGUCAAUCGGCGCUUCCUCCGGACUUAUCGCUCUGCUCUCCACCGGAUCCAAGUAGAUGAUGAUGAUGAUGGAGGGAGGAAGGGUGGGAUGUUUGGGUUGAGUACUUUUUACUAAAGUUGGGAAUGAGGAACAGUAUCACAUUUCAACUUCAUGAAAUUCAUGAUCAAAACUCUGGAGGCUGUUGCUCCAGGUGUAUCUUUUUUUGUAACAAUUAAAAAAAAUAACCCAUCAUAUUUGA